Molecule: messenger RNA, 7014 nt
Organism: Pseudonaja textilis
Lineage: Eukaryota; Metazoa; Chordata; Lepidosauria; Squamata; Elapidae
Source: RefSeq, a predicted model, not a curated record
CCCGCACACGCAGGCGCCUCGCGUAAAGGCCCCGGCCGGGCUCCCGCAGCGGUUGCCAUGGCGAGGGCGGGAAGCAACGCGCAGCGCGCGAGGCGGCUCGUCGCGGCCAAGUGGGCCGCGGCCGCACAGCUUUUUGCCGUAUGACAUGCAGAGGUCUGUGCGAUGAGGAGAGGCCAGCCACAGAAAACAUCCCUUGGAAGGCCACAGAUGUCUCCGUCCCGCUCUCGAAGUCCAAAGUCUCCUGCAAGCGCCCGUAGCAGGUCAUCAUCUCCACUGGACACAGACGGGGCUGUGCCGACCCACCAGCCAGCUGGUCAAAGAUAUCAAGGAGAGAGAGAUCGAGAAAGCGAAACAGAUGGCAGCCCAGGUAUCCGAUACAUAACAGAGCCUCUUCUUAAGAAGCUCGCCAAGCAAGAGACUCUGCCACGCAUAACUGCUCUGAAUCUUUCCCUUGGUAAAGAUGGAGGGAAGAAAUUUAAGUACAUAGAAAAUCUGGAGAAAUGUAGUAAACUGGAAGUCCUAAAUCUAAGUCAUAAUCGGAUCGAAAAGAUUGAAAAAUUGGAUAAACUUCUCAAGUUAUUGGACCUCAAUCUCUCUUUCAAUAAAAUAAGUAAAAUAGAAGGCAUUGAACAUUUACACAGUCUUCAGAAGCUGAAUCUGGCUGGGAAUGAGAUCGAACACCUCCCUGCGUGGCUGGGGAAGAAACUCCGGUCCCUUCGCAUCCUAAAUUUAAGAAAAAAUAAAAUCUCAUCACUCCAUGAAGUAGCCAAGCUGAAGCCUCUGAAAGAUUUGACUUCUCUGUUCCUGGCAGACAACCCAGUGGUAAACCUGCCUCACUACCGUCUCUACGCCAUCUUCCACCUGAGGUCACUGGAGGAUCUUGAGGGCCAACCGGUGACGAACUGCGACAGGGAAGAAGCCCUUGAAAGAUUUAAUUUAGAAGAGAUAGAACGCCUGGAACAAAACCUGGAACAGAUGACCCAGGAGAUAGAGCGCUUGCAGAGCAAAGAGUCUGGGUUGCUGGAGCAGGUCCGGCGACAAGAGGAGCAGAAUAAAUCCUUAAAACAGAAGCAAGAGGAGCAGAAACAGAGCCACAAGGACCUGGAGACCGAACUGGAAACCAAGAAUGAGCUGCUGAAGCAGAAAACCGUGGAACUCACUCGAGCUUGUCAGAAGCAGUAUGAGUUGGAACAAGAAUUGGCUUUCUAUAAAAUCGACGCCAAGUUCGAGCCGUUGGGCUAUUAUCCAGUGGAGGAUGUUGAAUUUGACAACGUACCAGGUGAAAGUCCUUACAUUGGGAAGGCCAGGUACAAAAGGAACACCUUUGCUAUGGAGGGUUACCUCCCCAGCAAGGCUCAGAAGAUGCAGGUGGGAAGCCUUGAGAAGGAGGAACGUCAAGAAGCCCAGCAGCUUAAACAGAAUCUUCUCCAGUCGCUUGAUGAACAGCUUGAGGAGAAAGAGAGGAAGAUUAAAGAAGCCCAGGAAAAAUUGGCCACGCUGCACAAUGAAGUCGCCCAAGCGGAGCAACAGGUCUUAAAAGUCACCGAGGAGCUUAAACAAGUCCAGCAUGCGGUUUCCCAGAAAAAUGUAUCUGAAGCAGAAAAGGAUUGUUUUCGGCAGCGACUGAGCAACAAGAUCCACCUCGUUCAUCGGUUACAAGAGGAGGCUCUGGAACUAGAGAGGCAGAUGCGGCAAAAACGGCAAGAAAUGGCGGAGAAGGACAAGGAGCUAGAAGGCUUGCAAGGUUCCCUAGAGUCUCUGGAUCCCAAAGACCCAAGACACGCUCAUAUGAAGGCCCAGAAAGCAAGCAAAGAGCAGCAACUCGACAUGAUGAGCAGGCAUUAUAAGCAACUGGAAAGCCGCCUGGAUGACGUGCUGUCCAGGAUCGCAAAUGAAACGGAGGAAAUCCGGGAUUUGGAGCAACAGCUCACAGAUGGCCAGAUUGCAGCCAAUGAAGCCCUGAAGAAAGACUUGGAAGAAGUCAUCCUGGGGUUACAGGAAUACCUCAAGAACGUUAAGAAUCAGACGAAGCAAGCUAACGAUGAGUGCAAAACGCUGCGGGAAGAGAAGGAAGCUUUGCUGAGAAGACUGGAAGAGGUAGAGGAAGAGAGGAACCAGCUGGAAAUAGUUGCCAUCGAUGCUGAAAACCUGAGAAAAGAAACUGCGAACCUGGAGCAGGCCCUCCAACAGCAACGUGAACUCAACGAGGCUUUGCAGGAAGCCCAAGGAGAGAUCAGCGCUUACGAGGCUGAGCUGGAAGCUGAGCUGAAGGCUCGAGACACUGAAGCCAGCCGGCAGAAGGAAGAACUCAGGAAGUUAAAGCAGGUUAUUCAGGUGGAACAGUCUCAGCUUGGCAAAGAGAGGCAGGCCCUCGAGAAUGCCUUGGCCAGAGCACGGCUGUGCGAAGAGAGGGAGCAGGAGAAUCAGCAGCUGGUCUCCCAACUCAGACUGCUUCAGGUGGAAUAUUUUUUCCCAAUGGCGUGCCAUAACUCGAAGGACAUAUUAGGGAAGAGCCUUGCGGAGCUGCAGAAACAGUUUGCCGAGAUCUUCGCUCGUUCCCAGCAAGAAAACGAAUCGUGCCAGGCCCGGGAGAGAUUGCUUCAGAAAGAGAUGGCUACUCAGCGGGCCGAGCUGGAAGAAGCCCAAGAAAAGUAUAAACUGGCCUGCAACAGAGCUGCAGAAGCCAAAAUUAAAUCCGAGAGGAGGCAGAACGAGGCUCGUGUUCAGCAGCUGGAGGGUGAAAUCCAACAUCUCGUUGAAAAGCUGAAGAGCAUGGAAGAAAUUCAGGGCCUCACCGACCAACAGCUUCAAGAAGCUGACGAGGAGAAAGAUCAAAUCCUUGCUGAGUUGGAAGACUUGGAGAAUACGAAAAAGGCGGAAGACGCGAGGGCACAGCUGCAGUUCCACAGCCUCAGCAAGGAGCUGAAGGCGUUGAAAGAAGCCAUUUCCGCUUCCGAUAAACAGGCCGCAGCCCAGCUCUGUGCGGCCAAAGACCAGCUCCAGUCGCUGCAUGGGACCGUAUGCAGGAUUAAUCGGGAACGUUCUGAGGAGCUUCAGGAGGCAGAAAAGUUCUGCAUGCAGGCCACGCAAGCGGCUAAGGAUCUGGCCAGAGCAGAGGCAGAAAUAGGCCUUUUGCAGAAGCUUCUCGGAGAAAAGGAGGCGCAGCUGGAAUUGGAGAAAGACGCCGCCGAGACGGCAGCUUGGCACUUUCAGAAGGAAGAGUGGGAGAAGUUGAAUGGGCUUCUGAAAUGGCAGAAAGCAGAAACGGACCGACUCCGCCGAGCCUUAGAUCAGGCCAAGAACGGCAACAGGGCUGAAAUGGAAGGCGUCCUGGGGGAAAUCGAAGGACUCCGGCGCACGCUCUCUCAGCAGAAUGAUACCAUCGCUCGCUUCGCGGCUCCACUCCAGCAGGGCCCACAGCUGGUUUUUGUGCCGUCCUCAUCCCAAGCGUCGACUCCUGCUUCCCAGAGCACCAAAGAUUCCGGCGUUAUCUUACAGUGUCCCGUGUCGACACCCGUCAUCAAACCGAACAGGAAGCUGAGCGAAAGCAGGAAAGCCCCUGAUCCUGCUUCAGGAGAGUGCUGCGUGCACGGCUCAGGCCCAGCUGGCCUGCAGGAACCCUCCUCUGGCAAAGGGCACCAGAGCGACGGGGAAACCCUGCCCGGCGCCGCUCCUUGCCUCCUGCCUCCCGGAUCCAUCAUCUACACCCUGCUGCCAGAUGGCAACCCAGUGCCCCAGGGGACGGUGCUGUAUGGCCUGCAGCCUCCUUCCGCGCAAGCCAGCGGAGGCCCAGUCACUCCCACAUCCGUGGUCUACGGUUCACCUCCCACCGGCGUCCAGCUGCACUACGGUCUUCUCCCUGCCAACUACUCGGUGCCACUGGUUCCCCUGGGGGUCCUUCAUUGCAACAUCCCGGACCACCUGAACUUGGAAAACGACAUCUUGAGGCUAGAAGACAGCCUGGAGACGUUGAGGUCUCGGCGACAGAAAGAUGAGUCCUGCAGAACUUCUCGUGCACCUAAUAAAGAGAUGGAAGAACUGAGCCAGGGCAUACAGGGCCUGUUGAAGGAGAAAGAAGAGCUGGAGUCCCAGGUCGCAGAGCUGCAGCGAGUAGCCCAGAAGAGAAGUCAACGCCACAUAGAUUUGAUCGAAGGGCGUGGGGAUGACCUCACUGCAGAGCUGGAAUUGGAAAAUUCGAUCCAGUGUCAUGAAAGUAUCAUGGAUGAAAUUGAAUGCGUGGAAAAGACGCUUUUGAAGCGACGGGCAGAACUCAGAGAGGCAGACUGUCUUCUGGCUGAAGCCGAAACCGAGCUGGAAAAUACUCGAGGAAAGACCAAAGAGACUAUUCAGAAAUACAACACCGCUAAGCAGCAUUUGUCUCGCACCGAGAAAGAAGCUGAGGAACUUGAACGGCGGACUCAGGAGAUGGCUGUAAGGCUUGUGAAGGCAGAUCAGGAGCUCAGGUUUCUUCAAGCAAACGCCCAGGAUUUACAACAGCACAAAAUGGAACAAGAAGGAAUUCUGAAAGAAAUCAACCAAAUUGUAUCGGCAAAAGAUUCUGAAUUUCAAGUCUUGAGCCAGAAGAUAGAAAUAUUGACCGAAAGCCUUCAGAAGCUGCAGACAGGCAUCCAAGUGGCCGAAGGCAAUGAAGAUCACCACCUUCAGAUCCUCAAAGAAGCAGAGAACAUCCUUCUGAGCAAAAAGCACGAUUUAGAGAGACUAAAAGAUCAGACCGCCGUUCAGCAGCAGGAGUUACACCUGGUGGACAGAUUGCUCGAUCAAAAAAGGAAGGAGCUACGUCUCCUCCAAGACAGCAUUGCUGAGAAAAAUGCCAACUUUGCGGAAGCUCUCAGGAGCGGAGAGGCAGAGAUCACGGAAAAACGGCAACUAAUAAAGGAAAUGAAGGCUUUUCUCGAAGACCUGAGUGUUCAGAAGGGAGAACUCAACGCCCAGCUAAGCGAGAAACGAUCCCAGCUUUCUCUCGUUUUGCAGAAUAUCCGGCAAGAUGAAACAAAACUACAGGACAUCCUGGAGCUGAUCAAGAAGCAUAAGACAGAACUGAAGGACAUGCUGGGAACGGCACAUCUGGGAAAAGAGGAGGUCGAAAACCUGAAAUUCCAGCAUAACCAAAAGACAAACGAGUUGGACAAAAUGGAACGGUUGCUGCUAGAGGAGAAGCUGGAGCUGGAGACCCUCCGGGACGCCUCCCGGCGCCAGCGAGGGGAGACGGAGCAGCAGAGGCGGCUCCUCCAGGAGGCUCAGCAGGAGGCCGGGCGGCUGGCCUCCCAGCUCCACCUGCUGCAAAGCCACGUCGAGGCUCUGAGCCAGGAGAAGCGGCAGCUGGAAGCCGACUGCCAGAGCCUGGAGGAGAAGCUCAGCCAGACCAGAAGAACCUUAGCCUCCACGGAAGAUAACAACAAAACUCUUCUCGCCAGCAAGGAAAAAUCCGUUUUGGAUUUCCAAAAACUGCAGCUUGAAAUCGAUCAGCUUCACAACCAGAAAAUAGUCCUGAACCAGGAUAUCGCCGAGCUACAGAAGCAUUUGCACGGAAAAAAGGAGGAGUUGGACGUUUUGAAGACAGAACUGAACAAUUCCAGGCAUUACCUUCAGCUGCUGGAGCAGGACGUGAAAGUGGCCGCCAAGGAGAAGGAGGAUCUGAUCCAAGAACAGAAGGCCCUAAAGGACAACCUCCGCGAAUCUUCCAGGAAAUGCAAGGAGACCCAGGAAGGCCUAAGGGAAAAGGAGAGCCAGCUACACCAACUCCGCAAGGAGCUUGAGGAACAGGCGCUGAAACAGGCCGAACAAGAGACGGUCCUUCAGCAUCUCAGGGAAGAGGUCCAGCGCGAAGAGGAAAGGUUGGCCGAGGGUGCAGACAGGCUGAAGCACCAGCGGCACCAGAUGCAGCAGCUCGAGCGAGAGCUGGAAGAGAGGCAGGGCCAGCUGACCCAAGCUCUAGCCAAGGUCCAAGAGAUGGAAGAACGGACCCGGAAGCUCCAGAAGGGGGAAUCCCACCUUUCCGCUCUUGAAGAAAAGCUCCGCAAAGCCUGGCAUCAGCUCUCCGAAAAAGAACAGCGGCUUCAGGACAGAGCGGGCGAGGUUUCAUCCCUGCAGAGGGAACUCAGCCUGUCCAGAGCCGAGGAGCGGCUGCUCCAGGACCAGCUCCAAGCAGCCCACCUGAAAGCGGAGAAGCAAAUGGCCACCUUGAGGGAAACCAUCAAGGCUCAAAGGGCCCAGCUGGAACGGGCCCUUCAAGAGCAGAAGCAAGAGAACUACAGUUUGCAGCAAGAAAUAACCUCCUUGGAACAAGUGGCCCGAGAGAAUCACCAACGAGCCAAGCGGCUGAUGAGGGACCUUGUCCGCAUCCAAGAGGAGCACGCCCAACUCAAGUCACAGGUGAAGAACCAGGAGGAGCUGGAGAAGCAGCAGAAAGAGUUGAAGGGCACCGCCAAGCUGGUCAGGCUGGAAGUGAAGGGCAAACUGAGGAACGGUUUGAAGGAUCUGAGCCAGUCUCCUCCGGAGUUACUGGAGGGCAGAGAGGCUGACCUGGAAGGGAAGGGAAGGCUCUGGAACGACGUGGAAAGCCUGAAGGAAAACUACCCGUUCACCGAAAACAAGGCCGGGAGGCGGCUUUGGGAGGAAAAGCUGGACCUGUCUAAAGUCCACAUCACGGAUGAACAGUGGCGUGGAAAGGUGCGCCGGGAACAACUGCAGCACCAGGAGGAUCGUCUCAAGGCCCAGCUCCGGCAAUGCAUGUCGAAGCAAGCGGAGGCGUUAAUCAAAGGGAAGCAGCAGACGGAGGGCACCCUGCACAGCCUGCGGAGACAGGUCGAUGCCCUGGACGAGCUGGUGAGCUGCAGCAGCUCAACGGAGUCCUUGUUUCCCUCGUUAAACUCCUCGGGACUCACCGAUGCCAAGAACCAGUCCACCACAGCCCCUUCGCCCUGGACGACUGCAGACACUUCAGGCCAACCUCAAGUGAUUUAUCCGCUCUAAGACGUAGCUUCAACAAAGCAG